This is a messenger RNA of Aspergillus terreus NIH2624, 1269 nucleotides long. RefSeq names its product 60S ribosomal protein L40. Gene Ontology annotation, cellular component: ribosome. Lineage: Eukaryota; Fungi; Ascomycota; Eurotiomycetes; Eurotiales; Aspergillaceae. The transcript has 6 exons. The record is from RefSeq and is a predicted model, not a curated record. Bases 1 to 1269 code for a protein of 422 amino acids. Gene Ontology annotation, molecular function: structural constituent of ribosome; oxidoreductase activity; protein binding. Gene Ontology annotation, biological process: translation.
AUGUCCCUGGCAGGCAAAGUCGUCCUGAUCACUGGUGCAUCCAAAGGCAUCGGCAAGGCAACCGCCCAGCACCUAGCCGCCAACGGCGCUAGUAUCGUAAUCAACUACCUCUCAGACGCAGCAUCAGCUAAUGCCCUCGUGGAUGAGAUCGGCGAGGACCGCGCCCUGGCCGUCCAGGCCGAUGCAUCCAAACUAGACGACAUCCGACGUCUGGUAGAGGCGGCCGUCACCAAGUUCGGUCACAUCGACGUGGUGAUCCCGAACGCGGGUGUCUUGCUGAUGCGAGACCUUGCGACCACCACUGAGGCAGACUUCGACACUGCGUUCAAUCUGAACGUAAAGGGCCCUUACUUCCUCGUCCAGGAAGCGACCCGCCAUAUGCCCGCCGGCGGCCGGGUGAUCUUCGUGUCGACCGGCGUCACUGUCCAUUCUUCCAUCAGUCCGACCUACCUCUUGUAUGCAUCGACCAAGGGCGCGAUCGAGCAGAUGACCCGCAUCACGGCCAAGGAGCUCGCGAAAAAGGGGAUCUUCGUGAAUGCUAUCGCGCCGGGCCCGACAACGACGGAGUUAUUCCUGCGGGGGAAGUCAGAGGAGACGCUGCGUGCUGUGGCAGGAUUCAGUCCGUUUAAUCGUAUUGGAGAGCCUGGUGAAAUGGCCUCUGUGAUCAAUUUCCUGUGUGGUCCUGAGUUUGGAGACUGUCCGGAAUCAAGAAGUACUCCAGAGACGAUGACGGAGACUAAAACGACGGAACGUGUGGAGAAGCCCCAAAAAGGUAAAGUCGCGGGCAAUACAGAUGCCAAGCCCAGAGCGAAAUCCCUCAAAUUGACAUUGCCUCUUCCGACCGACCUUUCAGCCGAUCGUCAGCCAGCAACAACGAAAAAUCGCAACCAUUUCGUCAAGACCCUGACGGGUAAGACCAUUACCCUCGACGUCGAGUCGAGCGACACCAUCGACAACGUCAAGGCCAAGAUCCAGGACAAGGAGGGUAUCCCCCCUGACCAGCAGCGCCUUAUCUUUGCUGGUAAGCAGCUGGAGGAUGGCCGCACCCUGAGCGACUACAACAUCCAGAAGGAGUCCACCCUUCACCUUGUCCUCCGUCUCCGUGGUGGUAUCAUCGAGCCUUCCCUCAAGGCCCUCGCCUCCAAGUACAACUGCGAGAAGUCCAUCUGCCGCAAGUGCUACGCCCGCCUUCCCCCUCGUGCCACCAACUGCCGUAAGAAGAAGUGCGGUCACACCAACCAGCUGCGUCCCAAGAAGAAGCUGAAGUAA